CCCCGCCCCUCCUCCCACAGAGCAUCAGAUACUCACCUCGACACAUCUCUCCUCUCUUCUCCUCUCUCUUCUUCUUCACCUCUACAUCAUAGACUUCCCAGAUCUAGACCCCCUCAUACCCCCCAUCGCAAUGUCCGCCUCCCCGCCCUCAGGUAGCGGCGGCGGCAACGACCCACCGAUCGAUGAUGCUCCACUCCCUUCCGCCUCGACUCCCCUCACCCUCUCCUGCGCAUGUCUGAAUGUCAUCGUCGAGGGGCGCGUGCCCGACAUCCUCGCCCAGCGCGCGGCGCGCGGACCAGGUGUGUUCAUCAAGGGCAAGCGCGACCAGCUGUAUCUCCCACCUGGCGCCGAGACCAUUAAACACCCCCAGAUGUCCACAUUUGAGCGCACAACCCCGUUCGACAGGCGACUAAGAGAGGCGACCGAGGAGGCCCUCGAAGCCAAAGUCGACGCACCCGCUCCCGAGGCAUGGCGCAAGUGUUGGGUCUGCGGCGUGCGCGUGUACCUCGCGCGGAACCGCGCACCAUCAGAUCUCGCGCCCAAGGAUGUCUGGGUCGAUGUCGACUUCGCAGACGGCGUGCUUUACGGCGAAGCUCUCGAGAAGAAGCAGGCAGAGCCGCCACUCCCCUUCUCUGGUCUCGUGCUCGACAUUCCAAAAUCCAGUACCUUCGGCCGUCAGCCCUCCUCGUCCGACGGGCCUGUCCCUUACCCCGCCGCGGGAAUCAAGGAGCAGACUCCAGUUCUUCCCCCCGUCCCCGACCCGUUCUUCCUUCCCCCUCCGUUCAUUCCAAGCCAUGCCGUCCUGCGGGAGAUGUGUAAGCUGGCUGUCGAGCGGCUGCACGAGAAGCACGACGAGAUUGACCGCGAUAUCCGCGAAUACAUCUCCAAGCGUGCCAACGACAUGCGCCGCAUCGAAGACCAGGUUCGCGCAGAGGUCGAAGCGCUGUGGGACCGAUAUAGUGAGGGUCCAGGAGCGGGAGAUGAGACGACACGGCGGCGUGGGAGCGGGAGCGUGCCGACGCGCGACCGGUCCGCGUCGCCUGCCGUGCAGCGGCAGAGCUUCGAUGGCGGCGAGCGACGCCCAUCUAUGACUGCGCGGCGGUCUACGAGUCGGACGCGUGACCGCAGCGUCCCGAGAAUUCCCAUCGCGGACUUGGAUGGCCCGUCUGGUGUCGUUCCCGAUCCGCCGGCACCGUUUACUGGGCAGCAUAACGCGCACACGGCUCAGGCCGCUGCGUCUCUGCUCAGCGCGUCGCUGAGUGCCAACGCGUUCCACGCCCCUCCGCAGCGCAUGAAGAAAGAGGCCGACAUUGACGAGCUUGUGAAAGAGUCUGCGCUCGCCGAUCCGGGACUCAGCAAGGAGGUGGCUAUGAGCUACGCUUUCAGCGCAAUGGACGAGCAUGCAGCCGCUCGGGGACGCGGGAGGCGGGAACGCGCGAAGACACUCGAGCGCGCUGCCGAGGCGGCCGAAGAGCAGCAGGAAGAAGAGGAAAAGAAGAUUGACAGCUGGAUCAAUUUGGAGCGGGCAGAUGCUGCGCGUCGUGUCAAGCGUGAGACUUCGGGCAUGACUGCACCCACAACGGUCGCCGAGGCCGAAGCUGAGGUGCGCGAGCGCGAGCACGAAGACGACGAGGAGAAGAAGGAGACCAUUAAUGGCGCGACCAAGGAGCGCAAGUCGCGCGUGCAGUUUGCCGAACCGGAGAAGGGGGACAAGCGGGGUGAAGAGGACGGCCGCGAGCAGAACGGGGAUGAUGAUGAGGAUAUUGGCGUGUUUGACUUUGAUACCGACGCACCACCUUCGGAACCCGCCGUUCUCCCGCCGCAGGACGCGACCCAGCGGCGCAUGCGUAACUGGGUUGAGGAGAACCUAUCGCGGACCUUUGCGGCGAACGCUCCCUCCCACCGCGCGGCUUGGCGGCGGCUGGAGUCCCGUGAGUCGAUGGCGGAUGUCAUCCGUCGCCAUCACGACCAGGCGAGCGAUGACGAGGACGAGGAGUCGGCGCCCGUGGACAGCAUGGCGAGAAGUAUGCCGGUGAAUAUUGUCCUGCCGCAGCGCGACGCGCCGGUACAGUUCAAGACGUCGUUGACGGACCGGGGCGGCGUCGUCGUCCCGCACCUGCUGCACGCCAUGCGGCGGGGGUCAGCACAGCUGAGCUCGAGCGAGGGCGAGGAAGCGACGCCGCCGACGGGCAUCCGCGCCCCGCGCAACUCGAUCGCGAUUGUGGGCAGCCUGCGUGGCGGCACGGCGUACGGUGGCGGCCGGCGGGGAAGCCGGAGCGGCGACCGCGAGCGCGAAGCCGCGAAGGCGUACGGCGCGGAUCCGGGCGCUGUGUUCGAGGCGCUCGCCGAGGUGGCCGUCGACAGCGAAGAGGAGGACAGCGACCAGUUCGUUCCGCCCCACGUCCUUGCAGCGCGCCGAGACGAGCGGCCCGAGCCGGGGUGGCGCAGCCUCGCAACGUCUUGAGGCCUUGAGGUAGCAAGUAAGUAAAUCAUUGUAUUGCAUGAAGGUUGUGAUAUAAGCUGUAGCGCGCACUGUGCUCUGUGUGAAUGGAUUUCAUCGCAGCCUCGAU
This is a messenger RNA of Cutaneotrichosporon oleaginosum, 2570 nucleotides long. RefSeq lists its product as uncharacterized. NCBI's taxonomy places the organism in Eukaryota, Fungi, Basidiomycota, Tremellomycetes, Trichosporonales, Trichosporonaceae. The record is from RefSeq and is a predicted model, not a curated record.